Messenger RNA from Anopheles arabiensis, 4429 nucleotides. It is a transcript of the gene opa, whose product is annotated as pair-rule protein odd-paired. The transcript has 3 exons. Gene Ontology annotation, molecular function: DNA-binding transcription factor activity, RNA polymerase II-specific; RNA polymerase II cis-regulatory region sequence-specific DNA binding. The record is from RefSeq and is a predicted model, not a curated record. Lineage: Eukaryota; Metazoa; Arthropoda; Insecta; Diptera; Culicidae. The coding region runs from base 672 to 2792 and encodes 706 amino acids. Gene Ontology annotation, cellular component: nucleus. Gene Ontology annotation, biological process: central nervous system development; regulation of transcription by RNA polymerase II.
UCGUGCUCGCAAUAGGUGUCCGCACAGCGAAGCCGCGUGAGCCGUGAGAUCCCGGGAGUCGUCCCCUGUAGCGUGUGCGAUCAAGAGUGAUCUGUGAUCUGUGAUCUGUGACUGUUUCGAAGCAUCAUUGACAUCCUAUCGCAGUAUACACACGUACACAUACACACUUUACACGUUUUGACGCGCCGCGUGUGGGCGCGUGCAGUGUUACGCGCGUUCUCGUUUCGUUCGACUGUUGUGAUCACGCUUCGGUAGUGAGCUCGGUUCCGUCACUGUGCAAGUGCUAUGUGCGGUUAAGGAAGUGUUGUGGUUAUCCUGUAGUGCAGUGUUUGUCGCUAGCCGCGUCGGGAGUUUCGUAGUGUGUCAAAACUGAAGCAUCAAAAUACGUAAGAUUUUCUUGUAACGAUGUAAAUGUGAAAAACAAGUGAAACAUAAACGUGCACACAUUUGAAACAGUUCCAGUGGUUCAAGAAUCAGUGAGCAUUAAUUGCAUUCGCAAGUGAAGACGAAAUGAAUCAGUGUUUGUUAUUGGUGUUCAUCCGGUGAGCCAAAGUAUAAUACCGUACGGCUAGAAAACAGAGUAAGCUUGAACUGUUGUGGCAAAAGGGGCUUUGCAACAUUCACUAGUGUUUCGGUUAGUGGUAACUUGAACAAACAAAUCCUGCCACAAAAUGAUGAUGAACGCUUUCAUGGACAGUGGCUCGUCGGCGGCCCACCACUCGCAUCUGGCCACGUUCGGCAUCAAGAUGUCGCCGGACCAUCUGGAGCAGAGCAGUGAAAUCGAAUCGUCGGCAAGUUCGGCCGCUAGUGCAAGUCUGGCGGCCGCUGCAGCCGCCGCCGCCGCCAGUAUGCUUCCCCCGGGUGCAUCCGGCACGGGUGCGUCCGGUGCGAGCGUUGGCGGCUCCUCGGCCACCUCCAAUGCAAACGCGUCCGAUGCAAUGUUUUACCAUCACCAUCCGCAUCAUCACCACCACCACCAGGGCAGUCCGUCGAAUGGGGCCGGUGGUGGUGGCGGGAGCGGAGGCAGUGGAUCAGCCUACAACUCGCACCAUCUCUCGCCUCCCUCGCACAUGUCGUCGCACGCGAUGGCCCCGUACCAUUCGCGGGACUUCCUGUCGCUCAAGCGUGACAACGAUUACUUCAGCACGGCCGCGGUGGCGUCGAGUGCGGCCGCGGCCGCCUCCAGUGCGGCCGAUCCGACGUCCCUGUUUGCGCACGAAAGCCCGCUGAACCAUCAUUCGGCAGCGGCGGCUGCAGCCAUCGGGCACCAUCCGUUCCAUGCCGGGGCGCACUCGAUGCGCGCGAUGGCGGCGGCCGGGUUGGCCACGGCCAGCGAUUACACCCAUCCGUACGCUCACCAUGCCCACCAUGCGCAUCACCAGAGCAACUACGCCUCGGCCAUGCACCAUCACCAUCAGCACCAUCCGCUCGCCAACCUGCCCGUCAACCCGGGGACGUCCGGGGCGUUCUUCCGGUACAUGCGCCACCCGCCGGCGAUCAAGCAGGAGAUGCAGUGUCUGUGGGUGGAACCGGAGCUGCCACCGCACCAUCACCACCACCACCACCAUCUCGGGCUGGGUCUGUCGGCGCUGGCCGCCAGCAUUGGUGGGGCCGGGUCGGACGGCGGUAGCCGCAAGACGUGCAACAAAAUCUUCAGCUCGAUGCAGGAGAUCGUCACGCACCUGACGGUGGACCACGUCGGUGGGCCGGAGUGUACGACGCACGCCUGCUUCUGGCUCGGCUGCACGCGCAACGGCCGGCCGUUCAAGGCGAAGUACAAGCUGGUCAAUCAUAUCCGCGUGCACACGGGCGAGAAGCCGUUCCCGUGCCCGUUUCCGGCCUGCGGGAAGGUGUUUGCCCGUUCGGAGAACCUGAAAAUCCACAAACGAACGCAUACCGGUGAAAAGCCGUUCAAGUGCGAGCACGAGGGAUGCGAUAGGCGAUUCGCUAAUUCAUCCGAUCGAAAGAAACAUUCACACGUCCAUACAUCUGAUAAGCCGUAUAACUGUCGUGUUAAUGGUUGUGAUAAAUCGUACACUCAUCCAUCAUCGCUGAGGAAACACAUGAAGGUCCACGGAAGCUUGGGAGAGAAGUCCCCAUCACACAACUACGACAGUGACGGCGAGGAGUCCAGCUCGGAGAGCGUCAUCUCGGGUGGAACGCAAACGCCACCAUCGAUCGGCCGGCUGCACGAUACGCACGGUCACAGUACGCACGGCUCGAGCAAGCUGAGCGCGACCGCCGAUUCGCUCCACAGCAACAACAACAACAACAACAGUAGCAGUAACAACAACAACAACACCAGCGGAACUGGAAGCAAUGCCGGCAAUAGUAGCACCUCCAAGUCAUCCAGCCUUCUCUCACCGCCGCACAGUGGAAGUGGAGGUGGUGGUGGUGGCGGCGGCGGUGGCAACAGUGGAACGUCAUCUUCGACAUCGUCGUCGCAUCUUAGCCAAAACCAGCACCACAGUCUGCACUCGUCCUCGUCGCACCUUUCGCACCAGCACCAUCUGGCCUCGUUGCAGAACCACGCGACCAGCCUGGCCCCGCCACCGCCCCAGCUACCGCUGACGCCGGCGUCCUCCGUGUCACCGCAGGCAACUACACCGUCCUCGAUGCUGGUCGGGCACCAUCACAACCACCACCUGCUGUACCACCACCCGCAGCACCACCCGAACGAGUGGUACUCGCCGACGCCCCCCGCUGGACCGGACACGAUGAAUCAUCUGAACCACUUCAGCCACCAUCACCACCACCAUCUGGUCCAUCACGGACCGACGACGGCCUAUUGAGACUAGCUGCUGCUGGAGGAGCUGUGCUUUAAUUACUAAGCAUCCGGGUGCGAUCCCGCCUUUAGGACCCGCCAGGGGAUGGGAGUGCCAAUCGGAGAGUUAGCAGUAGCGCAAAAUGUCUCACGUCUCAUCAGCUCCUCGUGGCAGUGCGAUCGUUUCGCUGGCAUCGGUGGACACUCCACCAAGUAAACAAUAUACCAAAAACGAAGAUAACAACAUAAGAAGUGCAUCAAGAGGAGUCGCGACAAAUGCAUGAAAAUAUCCACCUUUCCCAAGUAACGAAACCAGCUGGCGGCAGAUCAAGUGCGUGCGUACCAACCCAAACCGAUGCAAAUUGAUACCAUUUUGUGCCUGUUAUCAAAUAAUUCCUCCUCAAACAAUGGUUGCCGCCACCACUGCGGAUGAUCGGGUGUCAGCUUUGGUUCGCCGAUCGGUUUGCACCCGGUUUUGUUUGUUUAUCUUCCUCUUCCUGAAUGCUUUUGCUAGACGAGCGAACAGCAAAAAGCCACUUCGUCGUAGCUUAGGUGCACAUGUUACACACUCCAAAGUAAGAAAUGCAACAUUGUUUCGUAGGCGAAAGUGAGAGAAAGAGAGGUGCUGCAUAAGGAAAGCAUGGGUAAUGGUGUUUUCUCAAUCAGUGUUUGUUUCACAAAAACAGAGGGCCACUGCUUUUAUUAGCUGCUCGCAGUGCAAAAAGGCGAUACACGUUAUAUGUGUGUGAUAUAUUAAUGUUCGGUUAGAACCUGUACAUAAGGGACUAUGUGUGUGUGUGUGCGAGAGAGAGAGAGAGAGAAAAGGGUGUAGUGUGAUUAGCGCGAGAAAGCUUGGCGGGUGGUAUUGUUUUGGUAGAUCCAGACACAAACCAGACCACACUGCUGCCUACAAGAUGGCUGACGGUGGGGAUGCAGAAUAGGGAAGUGACUUUAAGCCAACUACUACGCGAAUUUUCGUUCAAACACACAGCCAGACACUCACACACACACACUCGCGGCUACGACACGGCACGAAGAGUUUAUCGAUGUUUUAAACAAAGAUGCAAAGAUAGGUAUAGUUCAGUGGGAGGGAAUGGCAGUGUGUCCAUUUGGUCGCAAAGUGGCGCGUGUGUGUUUGUUGUACUUACCGCGAUAUGUAUGUAUGUGUACAGUUGUUUAAGGCAGGGUAGUGCUUAAGGGUAUUUAAAAGAUGCUUAGUGAAAUUGUAUUACAAAGCAAGCAUAUAGUAAAGGUAACGCACAACCUAGAGACUAAUAAGGGAAGGUGACAAUGUUUACAGUAAGGACCAAAAAAGGCGCCGAAGACGAACGAUACUGUUGUGAUGAACGGGUGGCGUGUUCCGUUGACAUGUUGACCGAAGCGAAGGAGUGUUGUGCACGUUGUAGUCGGGGAAUGACGAUCGCAACACGUUCAACCAACGCUCUUCAGCCUACGAAAGUAACAUGAUGGUGGAGAGCGUUUGUAUAAUUUAAGGCAAAAGAAAAGUCCAAACACACAAAUACGACGCAGCCGAGGGAGGAGAUUAGAGUAUAUUCAGAGAAUUAAAGCAAAACUAUUAUAAUUACAAAAAUGGCGAAAUGGAGGACGAAUGCGAGACGUGCGAAAAUGGGCAGAAAAAUUUAUCGAAAAUAAAAUAUGUGAAAA